AUGGCCGAAUCAUCUAACAUAAUUUUCGAAGACCGAUUCACAGUAGAGACAGUUGAUAAAGAUGGAAAGAAGUUCGAUCGAGUAUCAAGGAUAACAGCUCCUUCUCACAAUCUCAACAUGUCCCUCACCCUUGACUUAGCCAACGAACUGUAUCCACUGGAAGUAGGCGAGAUGUUCACCUUGGCUAUAGCUCGAACGUUGGUUCCUGAGGAAUUGAAUACAGAGGAAGAUGAGGAAAACGAAGAUGGACAAGGACAGUCUACGAAGAAGAUAAAGAGAGAAUUGUGGAGAUCUGAAAAUAUGGGAUUGGGGGAGGAUUACGAUUAUGUCAUGUAUGGAAAGAUCUACAAAUUUGACGACUCAGCACAGGGCGAUAAUCAAACCACCGCAUACUUCUCUUUUGGUGGUUUGCUCAUGGCUCUCAGAGGAUCGUACCGACAUCUCGCUAGUGUGGUAGUUGGGGAGAACGUAUAUUUACUUAUGAGGAAGUAA
Kwoniella botswanensis is the source of this 492-nucleotide messenger RNA. RefSeq lists its product as uncharacterized. The record is from RefSeq and is a predicted model, not a curated record. Gene Ontology annotation, cellular component: RNA polymerase III complex; RNA polymerase I complex; RNA polymerase II, core complex. The coding region runs from base 1 to 492 and encodes 163 amino acids. Gene Ontology annotation, biological process: DNA-templated transcription. The transcript is spliced from 5 exons. Lineage: Eukaryota; Fungi; Basidiomycota; Tremellomycetes; Tremellales; Cryptococcaceae.